UACAAUUUUGUUUGCUAUAUAAAUGCAACUGAAGUCAGGCCUAGCGCCUCGCAAGCUUUCUCGUACCGUGACUUUCUCCUCGGGGUGAGGUUCUAGCGUUCGCCAACUCGCACGCCUGUUAUUGCUACACUACAGUGUGUUUCCCGAGCCUUUUCGAAAAAGACAGUCCUAUUAUAGGACGAACACAAUUUCCUCACGCCUGUCAUUCUCUCUCUGGUAGGUCACCGAGGAGCCGUGUUCCGCGCGUUGGCCAACAUUUUUCAAGUGGAGACGUGACCAUAGCGUGCUUGUCGUUGUGAGCAAGAGGAGGAAGGCGACAUGUCUAAAGCGAAAAAGAAGGGAGCCACGCCGGCCGUUCCCAAGGAACCAGAAGAACAGCCACUGGCAAGUGUCACAGUGACACUAACGGACUGCGAUGGACUCAAGCUAAUACUGCAAUCUCCCGAAGCUGCUGCCACUGCUUCUGCCUGCAAGCAUCUAUUUGAACAUGCCGAGAAAGGUAACAAGGAGAAGCUGUUUCUGCUGAAUAAUGAUAUGCACAUUGAGCUGAUCAAGCACUCGUUGACACACUCUGAUAAGGCUACUCGUUACUACGCUGUCAUGUGCCUCGGUAGCAUGGCGCAGUGUCCGGAGGUGUUGGAGAAGCUAGCGCGCAAUGAAGAUUUCCAUGCCGUGCUGGUUCCCAUGUGCAACACAACAGAGGGCUUGGCUUGCCAGCAGCACUCCAGCUACCUCAUAUCUCGCAUUGCUAGUAUCCAUCCCUACUUUGCUGGAAUGAUGUGGAAACAUGGAGCUGUGCCAGCAAUAGUUCCUCUACUGGCAUCAACUGACAAUGACAUCAAAAAAAAUGCCAUCAUUGGCCUAGCAGCUCUGGCAUCUGAUGCUGAAGCACGUACCAGUCUGCUGGAGGAGAGCACAACCGUACCGACUGUACUGGAGUAUCUUUACUCUGAGUAUCGUGACUUUCAGAUCAACGCCCUUGACGCAGUACGCAAUCUCACUGGCUCAGCUGAGUUCCGAGAACAAUUGCGGCAGAACAAUGCAUUCGACAAGCUUCUUGGAAUCUUCCGUGAGAAGUCCUUCGAGGAUCUUCACACCCGAGUGUUAGACACUAUGGCUGGUAUGAUGAAAGACCGGGAAUCUUUUGAGAUGAUGUUUGACAAUGGCGACACCAAGAAAGUUCUGAGCGUCCUGGAAGAAGCCAUCACCAAGGCUGAAGUUCCUGUUUGCAGUGUAGUGCUCAAGUUCCUUAGCGCACUUGUACACCAAGAUCCGACUUUCUCAUCCAAGCUCUAUGACAUGAACAUUGUUGCAGUUUGUUACGGUCUUCUGAUCAAUGAGAGCGAGGAUGUGGUUGCAAAGGCUUGCUCUCUCAUCGGAGCUCUGUCCAGAUACUCACUACUGUGCAGUGAGAAGUUCGUGGACCAAGAUGACUUUUAUCAGCACAUUCUCACUCACAUGGAAUGCGAGACCACUGCUAUGCGAGAAGCCGCUUCUUAUGCCUUUGUCUAUGUCCUCAAGUCGAAGGCCAACUGCAAGGUCUUCAUGGAGAAGACUGGCAACAGUACUGGUAUCGAAGUCCUUUGUCGAUGCAUCCAGCAAACCAGCCUUCUGGCGCAGAAGAACUCUCUCAACGCUGUGCUACAAAUCCUUUCCCACCACGAGCCAUCCUGGGAUGCUGAGUUGCUGGAGAACAGCUUUGUCGAGGCAUUGCUCACUGUUCUAGGUAGUGGUGAUAGGCUCUGUGCUGUGCGAAAGCAUAUUGGCAAGCACUAUCACUCACCGCAUACUACGUAUCUGACGGCACACAGGCUUCACAAGGACUUGUACUUUGAGUACAGCCUACUGGCGCGAAAGUCUCGCUUGGGAUUGGCCAGUCUGAAUCAUCUAACAUCAAGAAUUGGCAUGACUAAGCCUCCGCCUCCUGCUGAAGAAGUGCCAGUCGAGAAUCCGUAUAAGAAGAGACUGGAGACUCUGCCGCAUGACUGUGACCCGAAGGUGAGAAAGAUGUUGGAAAUCCGCGCUCAGUCCAUGAUGCUUGUACCGAGAGAGCUGAUGGUGGCUUCUGCUGCGUGUCUGGGACAUUUUAUGACAUAUCCAGCUGGAAGACAACGGCUGAUGGACCACGAAAAGUCUGUGGAGAUCUUGACAAGGAACCUUUGCCAGUGCCACGGUGAAGAGCGUCGACAGGAGAGGUUUGUCUUGUGCCAGGCAAUACGCCAUGCCUGCCUGGACUGUGAUGUUGCUCAGGCAUUCACUGAAGCUGGUGGCUUGACAGAGCUGCACAAUGUCUUGGCGUCGUUGCCAGCUGCAGUGCGUGAGUUCAGCUUGGCAACAUCCUGCAUCACUACUGUUCUUGAUCACAAUCCGACCAUGCUCUACUGGAUGACAGGCAGCCUGAAGUGCUCGCACGUCACCCAGACUGGAUUCUAUGUAUUGGCUCAGUACAAGCCAGUCAAGGCAUCCGUGAAGCAAGCUCUGCCAUCACUGCAAGAACUCGGCGUUGCUAAGCGUAGCAAUGCCUUCACAGCCUACUACUUCUACCCAGUGCAGCCUGAGCCAGUAAAACCUCCCACGCCCGCCCCAGAAGCAGGACAAGACACCCCCAAGGAGCGCUCUAAUAGUAAACUGGGGAAGCCAAUCAAGAAGACGAAGAAGGCCGAGAAGGAGCAGGCGGCGAAAGACGAACUUGGCGACCUGAAGGAAUCUACUCCAUCUCCUGGUUUGGUGUGGACACCUAACCCUGACUAUGAUCUCUGGACAAUGAUUGAGGAUGUUAGCCAGACUAUCAUGAGAUCAACCAAGCUACCCAGCGCCAAUCUCAAAGUGCGAGAGCUGGCAGUCUAUGUCAGCGAGCGUAUGGGUGGCGCUUUCUCCGAGCUGGACAUCCGCCAAGGCAAGAUCUUGCACCUGGAUCACAUUGCUGAGUUGAAGAUGAAGCUAAACAGCAACAUCAUACCACUGGGUAUGAUACGCUGUGGGACUUUCCUCCAUCGCGCACUGCUCUUCAAGGUGUUGGCGGAUCGUCUGUACCUGCCAUGCACAUUGCACCGUGGUGCUGGGCUCACGGCAUGGAACACAUUCCAGUGCAUCGAUGUACAUCACAGGGAGCAGGUGGUGGAUCUGAUGUACAAACCUGGAGCAUUACUGGAUCUCCACACGCCAGAAGCAGAGCGCUACACCAGCUUCCACUGAAGCCAGGGCUGGCCCACACUCCAUCAGUGGGUUGACAACAUCGCCUUCCACUGAAGCCAGGGCUGGCCGACACACCAGAACGCUGCGUCAGCUUCCACUGAAGCCAGGGCCUGGUCCAGAGCAAUGUGGAGUUCCACACAUCAAG
Messenger RNA from Sycon ciliatum, 3340 nucleotides. RefSeq names its product armadillo repeat-containing protein 3-like. Lineage: Eukaryota; Metazoa; Porifera; Calcarea; Leucosolenida; Sycettidae. The record is from RefSeq and is a predicted model, not a curated record. The coding region runs from base 319 to 3195 and encodes 958 amino acids. The transcript is spliced from 29 exons. Gene Ontology annotation, molecular function: protein binding.